AUGGUUUGCUUGAAGAAGGCCAAGAUUGGCCUGAUUGAGCCUAUUGUGUUGAUCAAGGGGUGCAGGGAGCUUAAGGUUUUGGAUGUUAGGGACUCUGUGGGUUUUACUGAGGGUGAUAUGGAAGUAGUAGAGCUUGGUUCUCACAUUGGAGUUUAUGAUGGAAGAUUCGAUGGAGGAGGUGAGAAGAAAGGAAUUGAUGGAAUUGUGAUUGGAAUGUUGGGAAGUGAAGGGAUUGUAGUGGGGAAGGUGGGGAAUGUAGUGGCCGGAAGUGGAGGUAGAGUGAACUUGGGAGCAGUGGGAAGGUUUGGCAAUGUUGGAUUAGGUAGAGAUGGGAUUUGGGUGCUUGGCAGAGGUGGGAUUUGUGUUGUGGGUUUUGGCAGUGGUGGCAAUGGUGGCAGAGGAGUUGGCAUAGGCAGUGGAGGCACUGCACCCUUGGGAACCGGAAUCAAUGGAACUGAUGUCUGCAACAGGUGCCUGGCGCCGAAGCUCAUGUCAAUGCUUGACAAACACAAUGCUGCUACCAUGAUAGAUAAUAGGGAACAAUGCUUGAGGCCUGCCAUAUUGGUUGAAAAGUAAGGAACUGUAUCUGUCAAUCUGUGUUUCUUGUUUGAGUUGAAAGAAGA
Rosa rugosa (rugosa rose) is the source of this 623-nucleotide messenger RNA. RefSeq lists its product as uncharacterized. The record is from RefSeq and is a predicted model, not a curated record. The coding region runs from base 1 to 576 and encodes 191 amino acids. The transcript has 2 exons. Lineage: Eukaryota; Viridiplantae; Streptophyta; Magnoliopsida; Rosales; Rosaceae.